AGAAGAUCCAUCCAUAUAUUAAUAUCUAUUGUCUGCUUGAAGCACACGUCUACACGUUCCCUGAUUUCUCUCUCCCUCUCUCUCACACACACUAAUACGUGGAGGACUGCGUGUGUGAUGUGCGAGAUCACUCCGAGAAAUAAACUAAACUCAAACAAACAAAAUUGAGGCACACAAAAGACCAUCCCAGAAAGAAACGAAGAAAAAACUACCUACUCACACGAGCUAUAUCUCACUUACCUCAACAAAAAGAAUUAGUUUUUGAGUGCAAUAAAUGGAAAGUGGAAGUUUCUUUUCAGGGUCACAAGCGAAAUAUUCCACACUCUUUAUGCUCUCUGCUUCCAAUUCCAAGUGCCUAUAUAUAAUAUUUUGCUGUUAUUACAUCAUCACACGUUUCUGAUUUUUCUUUCCCCUGUUUGUUCUUUGCCUCUGGAGGUUGUUGAACUGUGGCACAUUUUAGGUACUAUCCGAAUAAAUUGUCCAUUUCUGUGGUUGUGUUGUGUAUAUAAUUUCCUGUCUCUGUGUGUGUGUGUCAGUAUGUGUUUUGUUGGGAGUUCUCUACUGGGGAGGGUGGUUUGGAGAAAGGGUCAUGGUUGAAAUUCUUGAAUUUGCAGUGGGCAUGAUUUUCUUGAAUUUCUGAGGGCAUUCCCAUGGAUCUUGAAAGUGGGUUUUACCAGAAUCACGUGAAGAGAGAGUCUUGGAGAACUGUAUUGACAUUGGCUUAUCAGAGUUUAGGUGUAGUGUAUGGAGAUUUGAGCACAUCGCCAUUGUAUGUGUACAAGAGCACUUUUGCUGAAGAUAUCGAACAUUCUGAGACAAAUGAAGAAAUUUUUGGAGUAUUGUCCUUCAUAUUUUGGACAUUGACUUUAGUCCCUCUUUUGAAGUAUGUGUUCAUAGUGCUGAGAGCUGAUGACAAUGGUGAAGGAGGCACAUUUGCAUUGUAUUCACUCUUAUGUAGGCAUGCCAAAGUUAAUUCUCUGCCUAGUUUUCAGUCAGCCGAUGAGGAUUUGUCGACUUAUAAGAAGGAUAUAACGAGUCCUGCACCCUCGACUAUAAGGGCAAAGCUCAAGUCCACUUUGGAGAAGUACAGAGUGUUGCAGAGAGUUUUGCUUCUCUUGGCUCUGCUUGGUGCUUGUAUGGUGAUUGGAGAUGGCAUAUUGACUCCGGCGAUUUCUGUUUUCUCGGCUGUUUCUGGUGUCGAACUUGCCAUGGCUAAGGAGCAUCAUAAAUACGUAGAAGUCCCAGUUGCUUGUAUCGUACUGAUAGCGUUGUUUGCCCUUCAACAUUAUGGCACCCACAGGGUUGGAUUCUUGUUCGCACCUGUGGUCAUAACAUGGCUCUUGUGCAUCAGUGCUAUUGGUUUAUAUAAUAUUCUCCACUGGAACCCUCACGUGUAUCAAGCUCUCUCACCGUACUACAUGUAUAAGUUUCUCAAGAAAACCCAACGAGGGGGUUGGAUGUCCUUGGGUGGAAUUCUACUGUGCAUCACAGGUUCAGAAGCAAUGUUUGCAGAUCUCGGGCACUUCUCUCAGCUUUCGAUAAAGGCACGUUGAUGGCUUGUCUAACAUUUACUUGUCAUGAAAUUGCAGAUAGCCUUCACAUCCAUCGUCUAUCCAUCACUGGUGCUCGCGUAUAUGGGGCAGGCUGCUUAUCUUUCCAUGCACCACGAUUUUCAAAGUGAUUACCGUAUCGGCUUUUAUGUGUCUGUACCUGAGAAAUUACGAUGGCCGGUGCUGGUGAUUGCUGUUAUGGCUGCGGUGGUCGGAAGCCAGGCCAUUAUAACUGGAACCUUUUCUAUCAUAAAGCAGUGCUCUGCUCUAGGGUGCUUCCCAAGAGUCAAAAUAGUGCACACGUCAUCAAAAACGCACGGACAGAUAUACAUCCCGGAAAUCAACUGGAUUUUAAUGGUCCUAUGUUUGGCUGUCACCAUCGGUUUUAGAGACACCAAACGGCUCGGUAAUGCUUCAGGUUUAGCAGUGAUAACUGUCAUGCUGGUGACUACAUGCCUGAUGUCUCUCGUUAUCGUUUUAUGCUGGCACCACAACGUUCUCCUCGCCAUCUGCUUCGUCUUAUUCUUUGGGAUGAUCGAAGCCUUAUACUUUUCGGCAUCAUUAAUAAAGUUUCUUGAAGGAGCGUGGGUGCCUAUCGCCCUUUCGUUGAUCUUCAUGAUAGUGAUGUGUGUGUGGCAUUACGGAACGCUAAAGAAGUAUGAGUUCGACGUUCAAAACAAGGUCUCCGUCGAUUGGCUCCUCAGCCUGGGUCCUAGCUUGGGCAUUGUGCGCGUCCGAGGGAUUGGCCUCAUCCACACGGAACUCGUUUCUGGGAUCCCAGCCAUCUUCUCCCACUUUGUCACCAACCUCCCCGCCUUCCACCAAGUUCUCGUGUUCCUUUGCGUCAAAUCAGUCCCCAUCCCCCACGUUAAACACGAGGAGCGGUUUCUGGUCGGACACAUCGGUCCGAGAGAGUACCGCAUCUACAGAUGCAUCGUCAGGUACGGUUACCGUGAUGCCCACAAGGACGACCUGCAGUUUGAGAACGACCUCGUGUGCAGCAUCGCCGAGUACAUCCGAACCGGAAGCUCGGGAUUGAACGGUAAAGACAUGGACGUAAGGAGACAGAACGAAGACAUGAUCGUGGUUGGGACUCCCUCGACUCAUCUGCACGGGAUCCAGUUAUGUGAGGAUGACGGGGUGAACCCGGAUGUAGCCAGCACGUCGGAGCACAGGGAGAUACAGUCGCCUCCGGCCAUGAUGGCGAGGAAGAAGGUUAGGUUUGUGAUCCCGGAGAGCCCGAAGAUCGAUAGAGGGGCGCGCGAGGAGCUGAGGGAGCUGAUGGAUGCUAGGGAAGCUGGCAUAGCCUAUAUCUUGGGGCAUUCAUAUGUGAGAGCUAAGCAAGGAUCAAGUUUGAUGAAGAAGAUGGCUAUAAAUUGUGGUUAUGAUUUUUUGAGAAGGAAUUGUAGAGCUUCUACUCUUGCUUUGAGCUCACCUCAUUCUUCAACAUUGGAAGUGGGAAUGGUGUAUCAUAUAUGAGUCUUCUUGAUUUUAGUUGCAGAGGAUGUCUCACAGCUUUGUACAUGUUUUUUUUAGAUAGGAAGUUUUACAUGUGUUGCCGAGGAUGAGUUAGAAACAUGUAGUGUGAGCUGACAACAUUUUGUUCAGAUUAGUAACUUAACUACACACUUCAUCCAA
This is a messenger RNA of Salvia miltiorrhiza (redroot sage), 3188 nucleotides long. Its product is annotated as potassium transporter 6-like. Gene Ontology annotation, molecular function: potassium ion transmembrane transporter activity. The transcript is spliced from 8 exons. Gene Ontology annotation, cellular component: membrane. NCBI's taxonomy places the organism in Eukaryota, Viridiplantae, Streptophyta, Magnoliopsida, Lamiales, Lamiaceae. Gene Ontology annotation, biological process: potassium ion transmembrane transport. The record is from RefSeq and is a predicted model, not a curated record.